This is a messenger RNA of Nematocida major, 681 nucleotides long. RefSeq lists its product as uncharacterized. The transcript has a single exon. Bases 1 to 681 code for a protein of 226 amino acids. NCBI's taxonomy places the organism in Eukaryota, Fungi, Microsporidia. The record is from RefSeq and is a predicted model, not a curated record.
AUGAAAACCACAGCACUGCACACUUGCUUACUGCUUAUACUUGCAGGGCCGGCGCUCAAAGCGUCCAAAGAAAGCUCUGGCCUUGACCACCCAAGCAGGAUUUUCACGUCUGUUUUUGUGCACACGCACCCUACAAAUCUGCCCAAGUGCGAGAGCGACUUUGCGUCAAACAAUAGGCCUACCGAGGGGCUGGGUAUUCUCAGCCAGAGAAUGCAAAAAGGCGAACUCCCAACUCUUCUAGAGAUAAGAGACGCAGUUCUGCACACAAUUAUGUGCUGCAUACACCCGAUUGCACAAAAGCACCAGGCGCUCCUCGACAAAAGUGUCGUGGACAGCAUGGAAAAAAAGACUAAGCUUUACGCCCAAGCCAGCCUGAACACGCGUUGCGUGGUGAACUGCAUGGACUUCGCUUCUCUGUGCAUUGGCAAAAUAUGCAGCGCGCACGAAAGGUCCCUUGGAGGAGGUGGCCCACUUCAAAAAGGCGCCCCCGUGUUGUCAAAAGAGGAGGUAUAUACGUUGGGGUGGGCGGCGCGUCUAUACCGACUUAUUGCAGAGUUUUUGCCCGAGCAAAAAAGUAAGGAGGUCAGAGACUGCGUAACAUUCCUGAGGAAGGUAGAAAAAGAGUUCGCAGCCAUGGGCGCAUUAUGGAAGAAGCAGCAGACAAAAUGCACCCAGCCAUGA